Schistosoma curassoni is the source of this 2836-nucleotide messenger RNA. NCBI's taxonomy places the organism in Eukaryota, Metazoa, Platyhelminthes, Trematoda, Strigeidida, Schistosomatidae. The record is from the annotation of a GenBank genome assembly.
AUGACGACUAAACAUAUUGGGUACUCCAAUCCACGAAAUUUCAAAGAGAAGAUAGAACUUCUCAAAAUGAAAGAAGCGGCGUCUACAGCAAACUUUGCUGCUGCUAUGAGAGACGCCCAGGAGAUCUGCAAGAUUGCACAUGCCUACGACGGCCUUCCACUAUCACUUGAUCAUAACCAUUUAUCUGGAAGUGUCCCGAAUCGCUCGGGAAUCUUAAAAGCAUACUCCCUGUCUAAUAUUAGUAAUACUGACUAUCAGACGUUAAAGACUGGCGAUAACUCUAGUCAGGAAACCCCGUUCUUCCAAAAAGAUAUGCCGGUCGAUCGUAAAGAUAUACAUGGCUCCAGUGUAUCUAGUUCUAAUACCAGUGUAUAUCCAUCAGCAUCAAAUAUUCAUGAUGAACGAGUUGUUCAAAGACUACUACCUAGUAGUAAUGUACCAAUUAAAGAAACUAUUCCGGUUAAAUUAGAUGAAGAAUUAUCGCAAAAGUCUCAAAAUCCCAAUGUUUGUCCAUUUUUGUAUGAUUCAAUUGGUUCAAAAACUACCACAACAACAACUACAACACCUGAUACAUCUCAUCAUUUACAUGAACGAAAUACUUUUAUUCAUGAUACUGAUUAUGCAUCAUCUGAUAAUUACUUGUCAUCCUCUUGGUCUACUAUUCCACCUACACAACAUUCUGCUCCUAAAAGCUGUUUAGAUAAUUGGAAUAAUGAAUGUUCCAGUGUUGCAGUUGUUAGUCAACAUCAUAUUCAAAAGAAUUUUAAUUUAUUUACAAAUACUAAACCAUACUAUCAUAGGUUACAACCAAAAUCACAUAUUUCUACAAAUCCUUAUUUAUUUUCUACAUCACAUUCAAAUGUUGAAGUAGCAUCUACUACUAGUUUACUUACACAACAAUCAUCAUUAACGAAUUCAAGUCAAUAUACAUGUGAAUCAGGUUAUUUUAGUGCUGGUAUAUGUACACCAGUUGGAUUUCGAAGUUUUCCUCCUACAAAUUCUUUACAACAUCAAUUGAAAACACCAUUUUCUGCUAAUAUUACUGAACAGAUUAGACAAGCUCAAACACCAUAUUCAGUGGUUGAUUGGCGCAGGACUGCUUCUGAUUCAUCUAUCCACCAUACAUUAUCAGAUAUUCAAUUAAAUCCAAUUGAACAAUAUACAUAUGGUCCUGGGAAGACAGAAAAGUCACAUGUUUUAAGUCCUAGGUCUAUCAUGUCCAGUGAUCAUUACUUCAGGCCAGCAUGUAAACUGAGAGGAGUUGAAGAGGAAGAGACUUCAAAUAUUUUAACACCUAUGGAUGAUACAGAUACUAAGCGUGCUUGUAUUAUUCGACGUCAUCGUGAUACUCAUCUACUGGACAAUAGUCAUUUAGUUCAUACGGAACUACCAACAAAUGAAUCUCAUCUAAUGCCAGCAAAAAGACCCUAUACAUGUUCAACAGAGUCGCAGUCAUCAAACGGAUUUGACCCAGUUGCUUGUGAGAUGAAAAUGUGCACACCGCAUAUGGACAACAGUGGUAGUACUAUGGAAAAGAAAAACAUUGAUUCCACUGACGAUACAGCAUUGAAACAUCACAAAAGUUGGAAAAUUCGUUCUAGUGUUUAUAAUCCUCAUAGUUUAGAACAACCAAUGAAUAAAUCAAUUUAUCCAUGUGUAUCCAAUAAAAAUAAUAAUACAAUGACAACAAAUUCAAAGUAUUCCGAACUCAUUGAUCCAUCUUCUCUACUAUCAACCUCAUCAUCUCAUAGUUUUCAUUUCAAUCAAGAUCAUUAUUCCUUUGGUGGUACACAUCUACACAAUUUACCUUUACAGCAUGCAGAAUCACAUAGAGGUAAUCUGGUUAAUAUGUUGACUGCAAGUGGAGAAGUUGCUAGGAGUGGAACAGCUGGCUCAAGUGGUGUUGGCGUUUGUGGCAGUAGCGGUGGCAACAAUAGUAAUAUUCAAGACAGUACAACAACAGAUGAUUUAUUUCUUCGUAACACUAGUACUGGUAAUAAUGAUUUGGAUGAAUAUUUACAACUCCCUAAUUUAAUUUGUAAGGCGGAUGAGUCUACCAAUCAUUUUGCUGGACGACGUGACAGUUGUACCAUGACUGCAGAAAUACUUUCCACUUUGGCUAGUUUUCGAGAAGAAAUGGGAGAGUUUGGUGAUGGAAAAGUUCAUUCAGAUAUUGUUCCUGCUAGUUCCAAUUUUGGUCCCCAUUUCGUUCAUAUACCCAAUCGUACCGGUGUAUAUAAUACAAUGCAUAACGAUGAUACCAAUCCUAUUAAAAAUGUUGUCAAACAGAAAACUACUCAUAUACACAAUAGUAUGAUACCUUCUAACUCCUUAAUGCAUCCUACUACUGCUACUACUAUUACUAAUAGUAAUAGUACUACUACCACUACUGCUAUUACUACUAAUACUAACACUACUGCCACUACCACUACUACUAGUAGUAGUAGUAGUAGUAAUAUUUAUACAGUUGAUCGAUGUAGACUUCAAAGUGCUCAUUUUAUUCAAAGUCAUGGUGGGGAGAUUAACAACAAUGGAAUGUUAACAAAUUCUUCUACACCAACUAUUUAUUCUUCAUGUGUACAUCAUGUUGGUGAUAAAAUUGGCAUAUCUAUGUCACCAAAUGAUUAUCGCCUUUUAACUGAUCCUAGAUUAGUAAAUUAUGUAACUGAUAAAGAGACUGAAGCGAAACUAAUCAAUCAAUAAUUGUAAUAUUAUUAAUAAUGUUCUUUUUGUGAAUAAUAGUAAUCAUUCAUCACGUAUUUCAUUCAUAUUGUAUUACCCCGGUGUGUGUAUGUGCGUGCGUGUAUUGGCUUGUUUGUGUUUAUUUUUCAUUCAG